Vicia villosa (hairy vetch) is the source of this 1276-nucleotide messenger RNA. RefSeq lists its product as uncharacterized. The record is from RefSeq and is a predicted model, not a curated record. Lineage: Eukaryota; Viridiplantae; Streptophyta; Magnoliopsida; Fabales; Fabaceae. The coding region runs from base 22 to 1062 and encodes 346 amino acids. The transcript has 3 exons.
UCUGAAUUUUGAUAUCUUGAUAUGAAGAAAGAAUUAAUAAUGGAUAAUCUGAGGCAAACCCUUGGGAGUUUUGCAAUGGUGGCAUUACUCUUUGUUGGAUUUAUUAUCAUUUACAAUGGCUCAUUCUCAUCUUUUUCCCCUCAAUUACUUCAAUCAAAUGAGAGUACCAAUAUUAAUGAAGCAUAUAAAGAUGGUCUUGGAGCAGCUUUGGCCAAAGCUUCAAAGGGAAAUAACAAAACAUUGAUAAUUGCUAUUGUAAAUAAGGCUUAUGUAGAACAAGAUGUUAAUGAUGAUAUCACCAUGUUUGAUUUGUUUUUAACCAGCUUUUGGCUUGGAGAAGGAACGAGGUCUUUGAUUGAUAAUCUUCUCAUCGUUGCCGUUGAUCGAACGGCUUACGAUCGAUGCGAGUUUUUUAGAUUGAAUUGCUUUAGAUUGGAAACCGAUGGAGUUGAUUUUGAAGGUGAAAAACUUUACAUGUCUCAAGAUUUCAUCAUGAUGAUGUGGAGAAGGACAAUUUUUCUUGGGGAAGUUCUAAAACGUGGUUAUAACUUCAUUUUCACGGACACUGAUGUAAUGUGGUUAAGAAAUCCAUUUAAAAAGUUGAGCUUGGAAAGAGAUGAAGACCUCCAAAUUAGCACAGACCACUAUCAUGGGGAUCCUUGGUCAGAAAAUAAUAUAAAUACUGGAUUUUACUUUGUUAGAUCGAACAACAAGACAAUUUCCUUGUUUGAAACAUGGUACAAAAACAAAGACAAUUCCACGGGGAAAAAGGAGCAAGAUGUGCUUGAAGACCUAAUUGAAGGUGGUAUAUUUAAACAUUUGAAACUCAAGGUUAGAUUCUUAGAUACACUUUAUUUUAGUGGAUUUUGCCAAGAUAGUAAGGAUUUCAGAGCUGUAACAACUGUUCAUGCUAAUUGUUGUCGAAGCAUCACUGCAAAGGUGGCUGAUUUAAAGACAGCUCUUCGUGAUUGGAAGCAAUUUAAGAAGUUAGAUGUUAAUUCUACCAUGAAUAUUCAUUGGUCAAGUCACGAGAGGUGUUCCCAAUCUUGGGUAGGGGUGUAAUCGGAUUGGUUUGGACCGAUUUUUAGUCAAAAAAGGUUCAAACCGAUGAUAUCUCCAUCAAGUUGGUUUGGUUGAUUUUUAAUAUUUUUUGAAAAUGAAACCAAACAAAACUAACCGGGUUGAUUUGAUUUGGUUUGGUUUGGUUCGGUUAUCGGUUUAUGAUGUUUUUUACAAACAUUAUAUUUAUUAAUGUAUUCUCCAUUAUUGUGUUUGU